Messenger RNA from Mesoplodon densirostris (Blainville's beaked whale), 750 nucleotides. RefSeq names its product myosin light chain 1 (gene MYL1). The record is from RefSeq and is a predicted model, not a curated record. NCBI's taxonomy places the organism in Eukaryota, Metazoa, Chordata, Mammalia, Artiodactyla, Ziphiidae. Gene Ontology annotation, cellular component: contractile muscle fiber; myosin II complex. Gene Ontology annotation, molecular function: calcium ion binding.
AUGCAUGCCCUUAUACCAUUUAAUGCUCUGGGUCCACCUUCAAGACACUGGUCUGUGGAUCAGGCGAACCACCACUUCUCUUCCAAGAAUCAGUCUGACAGGUUCUUUAGGAGGUUCUCCCUUUCUUUUUCUUUACCCAUCCUUUUAAACACAAUGGCACCAAAGAAGGACGUGAAGAAACAUGCUGCCGCUCCUGCCCCAGCCCCUGCACCUGCACCUGCACCUGCCCCAGCACCUGAACCUGCACCUGCACCUGCCCCACCCAAAGAAGCAAAGAUUGACCUCUCUGCCAUUAAGAUCGAGUUCUCUCAGCAACAGCAGGAAGAAUUCAAGGAGGCAUUUCUCCUAUAUGACAAAAAAGGCGAUAACAAGAUCACCUUAAACCAGGUUGGUGAUGUCCUUCGGGCUCUGGGCACAAAUCCCACCAAUGCAGAGGUCAAGGCGGUUCUGGGAAACCCCAGCAAGGAAGAGAUGAAUGCCAAGAAAAUUGAGUUUGAACAAUUUCUGCCCAUGUUGCAAUCUAUUUCCAACAACAAGGACCAGGGCACCUAUGAAGACUUUGUUGAGGGUCUGCGUGUCUUUGACAAGGAAGGCAAUGGCACCGUUAUGGGUGCUGAACUUCGUCAUGUACUAGCUACACUAGGUGAAAAGAUGAAAGAGGAAGAAGUGGAAGCCCUGAUGAAAGGUCAAGAAGACUCAAAUGGCUGCAUCAACUAUGAAGCUUUUGUCAAGCACAUCAUGUCUGUCUAA